This is a messenger RNA of Stylophora pistillata, 713 nucleotides long. RefSeq lists its product as uncharacterized. Lineage: Eukaryota; Metazoa; Cnidaria; Anthozoa; Scleractinia; Pocilloporidae. The record is from RefSeq and is a predicted model, not a curated record.
UUGAAGUCAGGUUUUGCCACAAGAUGAUGAAGAAGAAGACGAUCUUCAACAUCGUAUCUUUAUCUCGAAAAAUUAAUGCUAACGAAACUCUUCUCUUGAUCAUUUCGAUAAUUUUGGAGAUAACCUCUUCUUCGUUCCUGUAUUUUGCGAAGAAAAUGUGCGGGGGACAGUGUCUUUUGUUCGCAAAGUUGUACGAGAGAGCUCGAAUUCUAAGAGGUUCAUCACCCAGUUGGUGCUAUUUACCAAUAGUUUUCAACUUAGCUGCCAUCACAAGCUCAGUGUUUGUACUCAGGUCAAGAAAAGGAAGAAGGUCACGUAGCAGUGGUUUAAGAGUUCUUGGUCUUGUAUCAUUCUCUGCAUUUCUUGUUUUUCUAUCUUCUUGGAUUAUUUCUUCUGGAUUUCGUGAAUUUUGCAGGUCAUUUGUCAUCAAUAAAUGCAUUCAUGAACACAUAGAUGCAAUGGAUUGGAAAAAUUUCUCUCCCAAGUACAGCAAUGGGAGCUCUUCAUAUCUUUUGUUACUAUCAACUGAGGCAUGUGGCUGGUCUGCCUGUGUACUUUUAUGUGUUUUAUGGGUGGCCCAUGCUCUGCGAUUGUUCACAGGAUGGCAGGCGACUUAAACUUUGUAAUGAGUACCCCUUUUACAAAGGAGUAUAUUUCAAAAUGAAAAAAUUAAUCUCAGAAAGAAAGAAACUUUAAAAAAGCACUCUGAUGAA